AUGGUGAACCGGCGCGGGGCCCCGCCGCCGGCCGUCCCUGCCCGCGUCCCUGGGUCCCCGGCGUGGCGGGCGCUGGCUGCGCGCGCCCAAACCUCCUGGGCCGGGCGCGGGUUACCAGGGAGCCGCCUACCUGCCCGCCGCAGCUGGCCCCGCCCCGCCCCGCCCCGGGAGCACCUGGCCGCGCCCCGCCCCGGGAGCACCUGGCCCCGCCCCGCCCCGGGAGCACCUGGCCGCGCCCCGCCCCGGGAGCCCGGAGCGGGUGUAGCCGCGGCGCCGGGCCGCGUGGGCCGUGCCCCGGUCUUGCCGGAUCCCGAGAGUCACCGGGAGCCCGGGGCGGGGGUGGGCGAGCCAACGCAGCGCGUCCGUCCCGAGGCGCCGGAGCGGAGCCCCACGCCUGCGCGGCCGUGCGGCUCCGGACCAGCCACGUGGCCCCUGCGAGCCGCGGCGCCCCGUCCGCAAGUGAAGGAGGAGGCGAAGGUCUCGCCUCCGGGAGGGCGCGGGGAGCGCAGCCGGGAAGGGGAGGGGCGCCUGAGGACCCCCGCACGGCCCCUGCGGGUUCUGUGCGCCCUUUGA
This is a messenger RNA of Hyaena hyaena (striped hyena), 573 nucleotides long. RefSeq names its product atherin-like. Bases 1 to 573 code for a protein of 190 amino acids. The record is from RefSeq and is a predicted model, not a curated record. NCBI's taxonomy places the organism in Eukaryota, Metazoa, Chordata, Mammalia, Carnivora, Hyaenidae. The transcript has 3 exons.